AUGGACAAACCCCAUCCACUGAGCUGCAGCACUCUCAGACCAAACCUACCUGGCAGGCUCACCAUGCUCAGAUCACUCCAGCGACAUAUCUCUUGCGCACUGCUGCUCCUCUUUUCCUUCUCUAGCUUAGGGGAGAGCCGGCCUCACGUGGCCCACAAAGGUGCACCUGACGUGGAUAGAACCGACAGCCAGAGGGUUCUGUUUCUGGAGGCGGUAAAGACGGGGAUCCUCAGCUCGUUGGGUAUGGACAAGGAGCCAAGGCCAACCCAAAAGGCCUCGGAGGAAGAGCUGAGGGAGAUGUAUCAGCUCUACGGGGAAAAACUGAGAGAGAUGACAGGGAACUCCACCCAGGCGACGAGGGAAACCUCGCAGUCCACUUUGUCUACUGUGCUCUUUCCAGCUACAGUGGAGCCAAUAAAAGUACCUCAGAGGCGAGAGCAAACACAGUCUGGUCAAAGCAUGCAGUGGUUUAGAGCUGUUUUCCAUAAGAACCCCAACAUCCAGUCUGAACUGACACUAGCUCGGGCUGAGCUUCAGAUCUCCAGGCAGAUUUUAAACAAACCCACUUCAGUUCAGGCUGAGGUAAGACGAAAGAUUAAAGUGAAAGUCAACAGGAUGAAGCCGAUAAACUCUGUAGCCCUGACACACAUAAACUCACCAGUCCCUGCCAAUGUGUCAAGCACACAACAUGUAAUGCUGGACGUCAGCCCUGAGGUGGAGAAGUGGAUGAGGACCGAUGGCGGUCAGGCACUGGUUGUGGACGUAGGGAUCGCUGUUGGUAGAAAAGAUGCCCUGGAGGCAAAUCCAACCAUUUCUCUGGAAUUAGGCCUCACACAGCCCAAACCAGCCAGCAGGACAAGGCUGCCUCGCUCCAACAAGGAAGAUGACUGUGACGAAAGAGGAUGGUGCUGCCGGAAGUCUGUCACUGUGUCCUUCAAAGACAUCGGCUGGACGGACUGGGUGGUGGCCCCAGUCGAGUAUACCAUGCAUUUCUGUGACGGCACCUGCCCCCACAAUUACAAGCCUGCGAGCAUGCACACUCAGGUGAAGUCAAGACUGCACCAGAUUACCAAAGGAGAGACACCUCGCCCCUGCUGCGUGCCGUCAGAAUAUGAGCCAAUGGUUCUCAUGCACUAUGAUAGUAGGGGAAAGUUGAAGCUGACUCCCUUUGAUGACAUGAUUGUCAGUAAAUGUUACUGCGCCUGA
This is a messenger RNA of Morone saxatilis (striped sea-bass), 1206 nucleotides long. Its product is annotated as growth/differentiation factor 8. Gene Ontology annotation, biological process: SMAD protein signal transduction. The transcript is spliced from 2 exons. Gene Ontology annotation, molecular function: growth factor activity; cytokine activity. Lineage: Eukaryota; Metazoa; Chordata; Actinopteri; Moronidae. Gene Ontology annotation, cellular component: extracellular region. The record is from RefSeq and is a predicted model, not a curated record. The coding region runs from base 1 to 1206 and encodes 401 amino acids.